Orbicella faveolata is the source of this 947-nucleotide messenger RNA. RefSeq names its product GRB10-interacting GYF protein 2-like. NCBI's taxonomy places the organism in Eukaryota, Metazoa, Cnidaria, Anthozoa, Scleractinia, Merulinidae. Gene Ontology annotation, cellular component: cytosol. The record is from RefSeq and is a predicted model, not a curated record. Gene Ontology annotation, molecular function: protein binding.
UCAAAAUUGUAAAUUUCGAGGUUCGCCAUUUUUCUCUCACCUUUUCUGAACAGGGGAUUUUGCAAAGCUCCAGCUGAGUCAAGAGACAAGUUUACAAGGAAUCAGGAUGUCGGAAACACUAACGUUUGGACCGGAGUGGCUUCGCGCAUUGUCAAGUGGAAACAGUGUUACAUCCCCUCCCCCCUCCCCUGGGCCUAAGUACAAACUUGCUGAACACCGGUAUGGAAAGGAGGAGAUGCUGGCAUUGUUCAGUGAAGAUGUCGAGAUGCCAAAAGAACUGGAGAUGUUUGACUCCAUCUGCAGAAACAGACCAGUGCUUCCUUUAGCUUUUCAACCUCUUACAGAAGAAGAGCAGAGGAACUCUGUUGGAUCUGUAAACAGCAAUGCGGUGUUGAAGUUAAUGGGUCGGGGCGGGGUGCGAGGUGUUGGCCCUCCAAGAGGGCCAGGACGUGGAGGUUUAAGAGGUAACACAUGUUAUAAGAUAAUAAAGGAACAACAUCAUAUUAAUCUUUAAUAUAUUAAUGUAUUGUGUGGAAGACUGGUGAUAGAGUAUAUAUAUGUUAUUUGCUGGCUGGGAGGUCAGUAUGGUGAAAAACUGUGACCGAGGUCUUGAAAAUGCUGCCUGAGGCCGCAGGCCAAGGGCAGCAUUUUCGAGCCCAAGGUCACAGUUUUUCACUAUACGGACCGACCCUAAGCCGGCAAAUAACAUGUUUUAUUUUCUCCCGCAGUAAAUUGGUUUUACAGAUUACAAAUGGGUUUGUUUACUCAACUCUUGUCACUGAAUCGGCUUCCGCGCUGUCUACUAACGAUUUGUAAAAAAUCUCAGCAACAUGCGAGUAACUCAGAUAUAGUAGGCAAAGAGAGAUGUAUUAAAGAGCAGAUGUUUUUUGAACUACUUUAUGUUAGUUGCAUUUAUUUCACCAGUUAAGUUCUCCAAAAUUGUUUUU